CAGCACUUCCUCGUCGCCACCCCCACUCCCACCCCCACCCCCGGAGCCAGAGGAGUCCUCUGAAGCCAGAUCCUGGCCUAGGCCGCUACCUCGUCCCUGGGGUACGGGGCCGGACGCAGAGCGUGGGACGUUGUCCUCCAGGGCCCUCAUCCUUAGCCAGGCGGGCACCACGGCAGGGGCUGAGCCACCCUCAUGGAAGGGAGAGGACCAUACCGGAUCUACGACCCUGGGGGCAGCAUGCCUCCGGGAGAGGUGUCCACAGCUUUUGAGCGCCUAGUGGAGGAGAAUUCCCGACUAAAGGAAAAAAUGCAAGGGAUAAAGAUGUUAGGGGAGCUUUUGGAAGAGUCCCAGAUGGAAGCAUCCAGGCUGCGGCAGAAGGCAGAGGAGCUAGUCAAGGACAGUGAGCUGCUCCCACCGCCGUCUCCCUCGUUCGCCUCCUUCGACCACCUGCUUGAGCUCACAGGAAAGGAUGCAAAUGCCCCAGCACCCCCCACUGACCCUGCACUCCCCAGCAACACGCCAGAGCCAGUCCAAAAACCUCCGUCCAGUGGCACUUCCUCCGAAUUUGAAGUGGUCCCCACCGAGGAGCAGAAUUCUCCGCCAGAGAGCAGCGGCCACGCCAAAAACGCGAUGGAGCUGGGCCCCCUGCCGCACGAGGACAGCAACCUGAUGCUGCACCUGCAACGCUUGGAGACCACCCUGAGCGUGUGUGCGGAGGAGCCGGACCACAGCCAGCUCUUCACCCACCUGGGCCGCAUGGCCCUCGAGUUCAAUCGGCUGGCCUCCAAGGUGCACAAGAAUGAGCAGCGCACCUCCAUCCUGCAGACUCUGUGUGAGCAGCUUCGGAAAGAGAAUGAGGCGCUGAAGGCCAAGCUGGACAAGGGCCUGGAACAGCGGGAUCAGGCUGCCGAGAGGCUGCGGGAAGAAAACAUGGAGCUCAAGAAAUUGUUGAUGAGCAGCAGCAAAGAGGGUGCCUGUGGGCGACCAGGCUCACCAAAGAUGGAAGGUGCGGGCAAGAAGGGCGUGGCCGGACAGCCGCAGGCUAGUGUGAUAGCAGGUAAGAUGCCAGAAGUGGGAGCCUUGGGUGCAGCUGAGAAGAAGGUGAAGAUACUGGAGCAGCAGCGCACUGAGCUGCUUGAAGUGAACAAGCAAUGGGACCAGCAUUUCCGGUCCAUGAAGCAACAGUACGAGCAGAAGAUCACUGAGUUGCGCCAGAAGCUGGCAGACAUGCAGAAGCAGGUGUCUGACCUAGAGGCUGAGCGGGAGCAGAAGCAGCGUGACUUUGACCGCAAGCUCCUCCUGGCCAAGUCCAAGAUUGAAACAGAGGAGACCGACAAGGAGCGACUGGCGGAAGAGACCAAGGAACUGCUCCAGAAGGUCAAGCACCUGCAGGAUCAGCUGAGCCCACUGACCCGGCAGCGGGAUUACCAGGAAAAGGAGAUCCAGCGGCUCAACAAGGCCCUGGAGGAAGCACUCAGCAUCCAGGCCUCCCCAUCGUCUCCACCAACAGCUUUUGGGAGCCCGGAAGGAGCUGGAGGCCUCCUAAGGAAACAGGAGCUGGUCACGCAGAACGAGUUGCUGAAACAGCAGGUCAAGAUCUUUGAGGAGGACUUCCAGAGGGAGCGCAGCGAUCGAGAGCGCAUGAAUGAGGAGAAGGAAGAACUGAAGAAGCAGGUGGAGAAACUGCAGGCCCAGGUCGCCCUGUCGAAUGCCCAGCUAAAAGCAUUCAAAGAAGAGGAGAAGGCAAAAGAAGCUCUCAAACAGCAGAAGAGGAAAGCAAAGGCCUCUGCAGAGCGCUACCACAUGGAGCCCCACCCGGAGCACCUCUGUGGGGCCUACCCCUAUGCCUACCCACCCAUGCCGGCCAUGGUGCCACACCAUGGCUUUGAGGACUGGGCCCAGAUCCGCUACCCUCCACCUCCCAUGGGCAUGGAGCACCCAGCCCCAGUCCCCAACUCGCGCCUCUUCCAUCUGCCGGAAUACACCUGGCGGCCACCCUGUGGGGCGAGGCGCAAUCAGACCUCCCAAGUAAUGGACUCACCUACGGCCAGACCUGCAGAACCAGACUCCACCAGAAACGACCGCGAGGGGCCUCAGUGAGACCAGAUUAUGUCACGGCUCCACCUUCGUCUUGCAGAGCCCACUGACCUCAGAGUAUUGAAAAACUAGAGGCCAUGUGCUCUGUGUGGCCAGAGCCUCAGCCAGACAGGAAGCUGAGAUGGGUGACCAACUUGUGCACCAGCCUCAACCUGAACUGUUUACAGAUGGGAGGCUCCACCCAGGUUUCCAUCCGCCCCCAUCUUUGGAGUGACCAGGAAGAAGUUACUAUCCUGCCACCUAGUGGAGAGAGGCCUCAUCCUGCUUUGACCUGUUGUCCUUUGUGCAAUCAACCGGAAGGCGUCAAUCUCAAGAGUGGGGUGCAGCUGAGACCCCUUUCUCUCAACACUUCCCCAGAAGUGGUUCCAGUCCCUCUGGGGACCACAUUCAAUUCAUAUGUAUAUUUAAGUUUGCUUCAAGCUCUGUAGUAGCAGGGCCUGCCUCGUGCCCAUCCCUUCCCCUCCGAGAGGAGCUGUGGCAAGAGGUUUGCCUCCAGGAGCAGAAGAGAACGGCGGGAUGUUCUGCGGGGCCCUCCACCUCUGCCCACGGCAGCCUUGCUAGCGUCACCACAGCCUGGGAAAAAGGCCACGCCGGCCACAUUUACUAAGGGGCCCCAGCCGAAGCUGCCAGGCUCUAGGCCUCACCACCACUGGAGGCUUGUGGUGCUGGAGGCCCAGAUUGGGGUGGCUGUCCGUCCCUGGGCAGCUCUUUGCAUGAAAUCUUGGACAUAAAUCUAACUGAAAGAUUCUGUAA
Molecule: messenger RNA, 2850 nt
Organism: Hipposideros armiger (great roundleaf bat)
Lineage: Eukaryota; Metazoa; Chordata; Mammalia; Chiroptera; Hipposideridae
Gene: TNIP1
Product: TNFAIP3 interacting protein 1
Exons: 18
Coding region: 193-2100 (635 amino acids)
Biological process (GO): regulation of transcription by RNA polymerase II; negative regulation of ERK1 and ERK2 cascade; cellular response to lipopolysaccharide
Molecular function (GO): mitogen-activated protein kinase binding
Source: RefSeq, a predicted model, not a curated record